UCCAACCGCUCUGCACUCAUUCCCCUCCAGCCCGAGCAGUAGGACAGCACCAUGACCUCCUCCUCAAACCGCAGCUUUGUGGCCUCUGGUGGAUCCAUGAGAAUGGGCUAUCCUCGCUAUUCCGGUGGUAGCAUGGGAGGUGGACAGAUCAGCUCCAUGAGGGCCGGCAGCGUGUACGGGGAUGCAGGUGGCUCCGGGGUGCGCAUCUCCAAUACCUCUAACACUUACUCUGCUGGUGGUGGUUUUGGCAUGGGUGGUGGGGCUGGUGGCUUCAACGUGUCUGACUCUGUCGAUGUGAACGAGAACAAGAAAUCCACCAUGCAGAACCUGAACGACCGUCUGGCCACUUACCUGGACAAGGUCCGCUCCCUGGAGACGGCCAACGCUGAUCUGGAGCACAAGAUCUGCAUGUUCCUGGUGGCCAAGACCAAGACAGAAUUUCAUGACUGCACUGCCUUCAAGGUCACCAUCCAUGAGCUCCAAGACAGGAUCGUUGAUGCCACUCAUUUGAAUGGAGGAAUCCACCUGGCCAUUGACAACGCUAAGCUGGCCACAGAUGACUUUCAAGCAAAGUAUGAGAAUGAGCUGGCUAUGAGGCAGGCUGUGGAGGCCGACAUCAAUGGGCUGAGGAGGGUGCUGGACGAGCUGACUUUGGCCAGAUCUGACCUGGAGAUGCAGAUUGAGGGGCUUAGAGAGGAGUUGACCCACCUCAAGAUGAACCACGAGGAGGACCUCUUGGCCAUGCAUAAUCAGAUGAGCGGCCAGGUCAACGUGGAGGUGGACGCUGCACCACAGGAAGACCUCACCAAAGUCAUGGCUGAAAUCCGCGACCACUACGAGGCCGUCGCUAACAAGAACUGUAAAGAUCUGGAGGGCUGGUUCAAUGCCAAGUCAGAAGAAAUCAACAAUGUUGUGGCAGUCAGCACAGAGACCCUCCAAUCAUCCAGAUCUGAAAUCACUGAAGUUAAGCGCACACUGCAAAGUCUAGAAAUCGAACUCCAAUCCCAACUCAGCAUGAAAGCAUCCCUGGAAGGCACCCUGGCUGAUACACAGAGCCGCUAUGCCAAUAUGCUAGCCGGCUACCAGAGGCAGGUGACCAGCCUGGAGGACCAGCUUGGUCAUCUUCGUGCUGACCUGGACCGCCAGGGCCAACAGUACAGAAUGCUACUGGACAUCAAGACUAGGUUGGAGAUGGAGAUCGCUGAGUACAGGAGGCUGCUUGAUGGAGAGUUUUCCAGCCAUCCUGUCAUAGAGCAACCAGAGAGCACCGCAAAUAGCCAGGAUGGCAGCCAGGCACCCAGAAUAAGUAAGGUAGAGCCCCCUCUCCUCUCCCUCAUAAAAAGACCUAUGUCCAAUGACUCUUCACUCACUCUUCUCUACUCAGACCAGACAGCAACCUCCGCCACCAUGACCUCCUUCUCCAGCAACAGCUUCAUGUCCCCUGCAUCUAUGGGCUCCUUUCGCCACAUGUCCAUGUCUAGUGGAGGUAGACACAUCCGCGCCAUGAGGGCCGGUAGCGUGUACGGGGGUGCCGGUGGGUCCGGGGUGCGCAUCUCCAGUGCCUCCAGCACCUUCUCUGCUGGCAGUGAGGCUGGUGGUAGCUCCAGCCUGGCCGACGCCGUCUACCUGAACGAAAAUAAGAAGGCCACCAUGCAGAACCUGAAUGAUCGUCUAUCCUCCUACCUGGACAAGGUCCGCUCCCUGGAGAAGGCCAACGCUGAUCUGGAGGUGAAGAUCCACCAGUCCCUGGAGAAAAAAGCCACACCUGAGGCUCAUGACUGCACUGCCUUCAAAAUAGUCAUCGGCAAACUCCAAAACCAGAUAUUUGAUGCCACUCAUAUGAAUGGAGGAUUAUACCUGGCUAUUGACAAUGCUAAGCUGGCAGCAGAUGACUUUCAAGUCAAGUAUGAGAAUGAGCUGGCUGUGACGCAAUGUGUGGAGGCUGAUAUUGCUGGGCUGAGGUGGGUGAGGGACGAGCUGACCAUUGGAGGAUCCAACCUGGAGAUGGCGGUUGAGGAGCUGAAGGAGGAGAUGGUCCACCUCAAGAAGAACCACAAGGAGGAGGUCAAGGCCCUUCGGGCACAGGUGGGUAGUCAGACGGUCAAUGUGGAGGUUGAUGCUGCACCACAGGAAGACCUCACCAAAGUCAUGGCUGAGAUCCGUGAGCACUACGAUGCUGUUGCUGCCAAGAACCACAAAGAACUGGAGAGCUGGUUCAAUGCAAAGACAGAAGAAAUCCAGAAAACUGUCGCCUGCAGCACCAAAACCGUCCAAUCAUCCCAAUCUGAAAUCACUGAAGUUAAACGCAUAAUGCAAAGUCUAGAAAUCGAAUUCCAAUCUGAACUCAGCAUGAAAGCAUCCCUGGAGGGCACCCUGGCUGACACACAGAACCGCUAUGCCAAUAUGCUAUUGAGCUAUCAGAUGCAGGUGACCAGCUUAGAGGGCCAUCUUGGUCAGAUACGUGGUGACUUGGAGCGCCAGGGCCAGGAAUACCAGAUGCUGCUGGACAUCAAGACCAGGCUGGAGAUGGAGAUCGCGGAGUACAGGAGACUGCUGGACGGAGAAAUGACAAGCAGUCUAUGGACAAGUGUCUCCUCCUCCUCCUCUACCACCACCAGGAAGGUCAUCACAGUGGUAGAAGAGGUGGUGGAUGGGAAAGUGGUCUCCUCCACCCAAUCCUCAGCUUCUUCAUAUGCACGCCACUGAUGCAGUACAUGAGUGUACUGAGGGAAAUACAACAACUGAUUAUCUGACUCACUAAACAUCCAGUGCAUAUCUG
Molecule: messenger RNA, 2779 nt
Organism: Salvelinus fontinalis (brook trout)
Lineage: Eukaryota; Metazoa; Chordata; Actinopteri; Salmoniformes; Salmonidae
Product: keratin, type II cytoskeletal 6A-like
Exons: 15
Coding region: 52-2706 (884 amino acids)
Molecular function (GO): structural molecule activity
Source: RefSeq, a predicted model, not a curated record